UCAAACAUAUUCGUACUCAUACUGGGGAGAUGCCCUUUGCAUGUCCCCAUUGCCCACAUCGCUCGGCACAGAAAGGAAACCUAAACAAUCACAUUUUCAAUCAUCAUGGAAAGGGUGGAUCUGGACAGUGAUGCCCCAAGGACAAGCAAGAACGGAACUCCUGCAGGUGGGAGGGGACUUGGAGCCACCAACAGGAUGCACCAGUGUCCAUAUUGUGAAUAUACUACCUACUUCACCACUAACUUGAGAAACCACAUGAGGAGACACACAGGCGAGAAGCCAUACUCUUGCCAAUACUGUGCCUAUAGUGCUAUUACAAAGCAGAGUUUAGAAAGGCAUUUACGCACUCACAACAAAGGUCAAACAUUUGCAUGCCGUUUUUGUCCAUACACAACUGACCAAGAUGUGCUUCUGAAAAGGCAUGUGUCGUGUGUACACUCAGGAGAUAAAUCAUCAACAUGCCCACACUGUUCCUAUCAGGCUGUAGAUAGUGAUGAUUUAAGGAAUCACAUAAUGAUUCACCAUAAUAUUCAAAGUUGAUGCAAUCAUUAGAAGGAUCUGUAGCAAUUUGUUUUUGUUUGAUAUGUUUCAUGUUGGUAUUUUUGUCAUGAC
Molecule: messenger RNA, 612 nt
Organism: Penaeus vannamei (Pacific white shrimp)
Lineage: Eukaryota; Metazoa; Arthropoda; Malacostraca; Decapoda; Penaeidae
Product: RE1-silencing transcription factor B
Biological process (GO): regulation of transcription by RNA polymerase II
Molecular function (GO): RNA polymerase II transcription regulatory region sequence-specific DNA binding; DNA-binding transcription factor activity, RNA polymerase II-specific
Source: RefSeq, a predicted model, not a curated record